This is a messenger RNA of Hippopotamus amphibius kiboko, 568 nucleotides long. RefSeq names its product molybdopterin synthase sulfur carrier subunit-like. The coding region runs from base 1 to 267 and encodes 88 amino acids. The transcript has a single exon. The record is from RefSeq and is a predicted model, not a curated record. Lineage: Eukaryota; Metazoa; Chordata; Mammalia; Artiodactyla; Hippopotamidae. Gene Ontology annotation, biological process: Mo-molybdopterin cofactor biosynthetic process. Gene Ontology annotation, cellular component: cytosol.
AUGGUUCCGCGGUGCCAGGUAGAAGUGUUGUAUUUUGCAAAAAGUGCUGAAAUAACAGGAAUUCGCUCAGAGACCAUUUCUGUGCCACAAAAAAUAAAAGCACUGCAGCUCUGGAAUGAGAUAGAAACCUGCCAUCCUGGAUUGGCUGAUGUCAGAAAUCAGGUGAUAUUAGCUGUUCCUCAAGAGUAUGUCGAGCUUGGAGAUCAGCUCCUCCUGCUUCAGUCAGGAGACGAAAUUGCUGUUAUCCCCCCCAUUAGUGGAGGAUAGUGCUUUUGAGCCACCUGGGAAAAAUAUAAAUGAAGUUGAAGAGAAAUCUAAAGACAUAAUAAAAUUCACAUCUGAGAAACUUUCAGUAGAUGAAGUCUCACAGCUGGUGAUUUCUCCACUCUGUGGUGCAAUAUCCCUGUUUGUAGGGACUACAAGGAAUAACUUCGAAGGGAAAAAAGUCAUUAGCUUAGAGUAUGAAGCAUAUCUACCAAUGGCAGAAAAUGAAGUCAGAAAAAUUUGUAGUGACAUGAGGCAGAAACGGCCAGUCAAACACACAGCAGUGCUCCAUUGACUUGGCUCA